GUAUGUUUUGUUUCAAAAACCCUCCAAUUCCAAUCCGUGAGAGUUUCCCUCUCCGAGAAGCACGGCGGUUUGUGAGUUGGGAGUAUGUAAAGGGGACCUUCACUGAACUGUAAUACGGAACCGUUUACCUAUUCCAGCUCAGCGUCGCUACUAUCUCUGCGAAAAUGGAUAGGAGGCUCAACGGACCAGCCACCACUCCCUCCAGCUCCGGCGGCGCCCCCGGCACCGCAAGAUCUUCGUCCCGGAAGCUGCAACCGAACUACAGUAGUCCAUUUGUUCAGGCUACAUUGGAACGCUUGGCAUCUAUUGAUCUAAUUGAGUUGUGGAAAGAAGCCAAAGUUGAGCACUGCCGAGCAACUAGAGACUUGAGAAGCUGUGGUCGUUAUGUCCUUCACUUGUUGAAUUCAUGUGGGCAUGCUUCUUUAUGUGAAGAAUGUAGUCAACGGUGUGAUAUCUGCCCAAUAUGCAGAAUCCCAAUUCCAAAGGGUGGUGAUAGACUGCGUCUCCGACUUUAUUACGAGUGCAUAGAAGCUGGCCUUAUUUCCAAAAGGUGUGAUGAGAGAUUUCAAGAAAUAGAAGAUGGGGAGAAACAGCGUCUUUAUUCUUUGCUUGACGUUGCACUUGAGAAUAACUUGGUUUCUUUAAUUUGCCACUACAUCACAGAUGUAUGUAUGGAUGAAACUGCCGGUUCCAGUGAUCCAGUUAUAGCAUUUUUGUUGGAUGAAGUGGUGGUGAAGGAUUGGUGCAAGAGGACAUUCACAAAUAUCAUAGCUGAACUACAGGGAAUUUAUAAUCUUGAUGUUUUUCAAAUGAAAGAGAAAUUGAGUUCACUUCUGAGAUUUUCAUUACACCUGAAAGGCAUAUCAAAUGUGCUAGACAUUUUGGAGUCAUCUUUUAAGGGUACUCUUUCAGCACAACUUCAUGAUUUGCAUCAUCUCCAAGAGAGCGUGUUAAAGACAAAGCAGCAUCUGGAGAUUAUUGUCUGGUGUACAAGACAUUAUUUUUUGGAGAAUGUGAGAUCUCGUUUUACCGAUAGUUCAUCAUGGGCUUCAGAUGUCCGCAGACGGAAAUCAGAAGCAAUUAGACGUGCUUGGCCUGAUGCAAUAAGUCAAUCUGUGGAGUCAACAGGACAUGUUGGAUCUCUAUUUAUUGAAGAUGCAUUGAAUAAUCUUGAUUUAGAGGAGGGCUUAAUACAGGGAGGUGAUGUUGCAUCCUUGCAGAAGGAUGGACCAUUGGUUUUCCAGUCUGAUACUGAUCGGGUGUUGGGUUGCUAUCCAUUCAAAAAUCUCCAUGCUGCUGCUGACUUACUCUUUUUACGUGGAAGUUCUGAUGUUGUGCUUGCCAAACAAGCAAUCUUUCUGUAUUAUUUGUAUGAUCGUCACUGGACAAUUCCUGAUGAAGAAUGGAGGGAGUUAAUAGAGGACUUUGCAGUGACAUUUAAUAUUAGCAGGCAUUCAUUACUUGAGUCUUUUACUUUUUAUCUCCUGGAUGAUGAUACUGAGGAGGCUUUACAGGAAGCUUGUCGCCUUCUUCCUGAAAUUUCUGGCGCAGCAUCACACCCUAAAAUUGCUGAAGUACUGUUAGAAAGGAAUAGCCCUGAUACAGCUCUGAUGGUUUUAAGGUGGGCUGGUCGUGAUGGUGGGCCUCGUAAUAUUUCACUUAGAGAUGCUGUCACUGCAGUGCGGGUAAGGAUCGAGUGUGGACUUCUGACUGAAGCAUUUAUGCAUCAGAGGAUUCUCUGCACAAGAGUGAAAGAAAAGAGUUUCAAUAAAGGAGCACCUUUGGAGACUGCUGAUGUACCAAAAGGGCAAUUUAGUAAUUGGGUGGAGGUCUUGGUAACCGAGAUUUGUUGCCUCUGUAUUAGGAGGAACUUAGUGGAUCGAAUGCUAGAAUUGCCAUGGAAUUCUGAUGAAGAGAAAUAUAUACACAAGAGUCUUUUGGAUUGUGCUACUGAAGAACCCCCGAGGACUACUGGAAGUCUUCUUGUUGUUUUUUAUAUGCAGCGUUACAGAUACUCUGAAGCAUACCAAGUUCAUAUUCAACUUGAAAAGCUGGAGCAAGAUGCCAUUUCAAAAGGUUCUAUCCAAGAAUGUCUUCGGUUCUUAUUUAGAAUUGAAUCAACAACAAAAUACCUACAUAAAUUAACAAAUAGGUGCUUGGAGUUGCUUCCAGAAGUUGAGCAGCAACAACUGAGAAGUGGAAACUUGACUGAAGGAGGUAUUACUUCUCAUGAAGAAGUUACAAUUCCUGCUAAGAUUGAUGUUCCUCGGACUCGGGAAUCCCGGUCAAUGAGUCUAUUGAUUCCCUCAUCCACAGAUUCUUCCGACAUGCUGCAUGGAGAUCAUACAUUUGGUUUGUUGAGUUCAUCGACUUUAGGAACUUCAACCAAAUUAGGCAUGCCUUUUCCUACUAUUGGGCCCGAAUUUGGUAAUUUUGGCACCCCAUCAGAUCGUCAUGAAGGAUUAAUCCCUAGUAACAUGAGGUUUUCAAAUAAUCAAGGUAAAAGUGGCAAAAUCCCUAGGUAUGAUCACACUCCAACUCCAAAGAAUCAUAGGAUCCGUUUCAUGAAUGAUUCAGCUCUGAAGGGUGCUAACAAAACAUCACCAAACAAUUCCCAAGAAAAUAUGCGGGACAAAAUGUCACCAGAUGAACGGAGUGCGCUUUUUAGCCAUACUAAAAAAGCCAGUCCUAUGUACUCCUUGAAGGCUUCAGCCAGCCCCGUUAUUGGAUCCAUGCGCAGCCAUUCCAAAGAAUUUGCUGAUAACUUUCCUAAUAUAUCUAGUAAGAGUGUCCAAUCACAUAAAGGUGAUAGAAGUUGGAAUGCAGCGUCUGCUAAUGAUCCAAUGGACGUCUCUUGGAGCCAUACGGAGACGAGAUUAGAUGCCAGAGAAAAUAUCAAUGGUGGACCUAGGUGGAGAUCUGACGAAACCAGCGAUGAAGAGGAGCAGGGUCUGGAAAGAGCUAUGGAUAUAGUUUACCAUGCAACUCCAACUAGAACAAAUAGGCGAAGCAGGUUUACCAAGAGAUGAGACUACAUUUCUGAGAAAAAAGGGGUUUCUUGUAUUUUUUUCCUGGAUAGAAACAGGGAAAGACCAGCGAAAGAGAGUUAUUUUCAGUUCAUUUUCAGUUCAGAUUUGUAUCUUAAAGGAGUUUUUACUUGGACAUUUACGCUGGUCUUAGUUGUGCAGCUAAUAUUUCGAUGAAGGAAAUGUUAGUCUUAAAUAGUACAUUGUGUUGGCCUUUUCCUUUUC
Molecule: messenger RNA, 3251 nt
Organism: Arachis duranensis
Lineage: Eukaryota; Viridiplantae; Streptophyta; Magnoliopsida; Fabales; Fabaceae
Product: E3 ubiquitin-protein ligase HOS1
Exons: 11
Coding region: 165-3029 (954 amino acids)
Biological process (GO): protein ubiquitination
Molecular function (GO): ubiquitin-protein transferase activity
Source: RefSeq, a predicted model, not a curated record